Rotaria socialis is the source of this 1416-nucleotide messenger RNA. The record is from the annotation of a GenBank genome assembly. NCBI's taxonomy places the organism in Eukaryota, Metazoa, Rotifera, Eurotatoria, Philodinida, Philodinidae.
AUGAGAGAUACAAUAUCAGUGAUAUCUUCAACACAAAAUAAAAUAAAUAAAAAGCGUCAAAAUUCUAAACAAGCUUCACAAUCACGAAUUAAUAAGUUAAAAUUAUCUUCAACUACUGUUGACGAUCGAAUUUCUAUUGAAAAAAAUCAUUUUAAAUACGAACAAGCAUCAAAAGCAAUUCCAAUUUUAGCUCAAGCAUUUGCAAACGGAUUUUUUACUGAAGUAAAUUGUCGAAUAUUACCUGAAACUUUACUUGAUCAACUUGCACAACAAGUUUAUCAAUUUGUUCGAAAGCAAGAUGAAUUAAAUCGUUCAUUAAUAUUAAAUAGAUUUUUUGAAGAAGCUCUUCUCAAUGAAUAUGUUAAUAAAAUUUAUGUUGGUGACUUUGAAGAAAAUAAAAUAAAAACAAAAGAAAUCAAUUCGAUGCAUAUUAUUUUAUAUAAAACAAAAGAUGAUUAUCCAUUGAAUCACGAAAUUUCAAUUGAAGGAGAAAAACAAAAGUUAGCUUGUCGAUGGUCAUUACCUCAUUAUCAAUUUGAAUCACUUUGGGAAACUCUUGAAUUUGAUUUACCAUUAAAAUCUCAAUUAAUGCAAUAUGUUUUUACUGUUAUUAGAUUUGACAAAGCGAAUAUUGAUAGAACUGUUAUUCAUUGCAAUCAAACAAUUCUUCUCUAUGGACCACCUGAAAAGCGAGUUUUAGGCUGUGGUAAAACAACAUUAUGUAAAGGAUUAGCACAAAAAGUAUCAAUAAGAAUGAAAGAGCUAUUUUCAAGAUUUUAUUUUUAUGAAUUAAAUGCUGGAUCACUAUUUUCAAAAUGGUUUUCUGAAUCAUCUCAUAAUUUAUCACGAUUUUUUGAUGACAUAACACGAAUAUGUUAUGACCCAUUAACAUUUGUUAUUAUUCUCAUUGAUGAAAUUGAAUCAUUAUCGAUAUCACGAAUAUCAUCAUUAUCAUCAAAUGAACCAUCAGAUAUGUUACGUGUUGUUAAUACACUAUUAACACAAAUCGACCGUUUAAAAUCAUUUUCAAAUAUUCUUAUAUUAACAACAUCGAAUCUAAUUGAAAUAAUUGACCAAGCUUUAAUUGACCGAUCUGAUUUAAUUUUAUUUAUUGGGCCACCAUCGAUAAAAACAACAUUUCAUAUAUAUCGAGCUUGUUUUCAAGAAUUAAUUGAAAAAAAUCUUAUUUAUUCGUCUUGUCAAUCGGAUGAAUUAAAAGAUAAAUUAUGGAACUUAGCUAAGUUAAGCCAAGGACUUAGUGGAAGAACGUUAAGAAAAUUACCGAUGAUGGCUUUUUCACAUAUUCAACAAAUUGAUCAUUUUAUUUAUCCUGAACAACUUUUUCAAGCUAUGCAUCAACAAUUAAUCUAUCAUAAAAAUACAAAUAAUUAUUUGCAACAAUUUAAUAAUCCAUAA